CCUCCUCGUUCUCCUUCUCCAAACCCGCGCUCUACGUCACCAUCUACCUCCUCGGCCAUGGCGACGGCGACGAGAAGCCCCUCCGGGGCGUCCGGCAACUCCGGCACCGCCACAAGACCCCGCUCCUCCCCCACCGCCGCGACCCGGAGUGGGACCACCCCGUCCGGAUCUACAUCGACGGCCCCGACCCCCUCCCCCACCUCCUCCUCCUCCUCCGCUUCGAACUCACCGCCCGCGUCCACCUCCUCCCCGACCGCGUCGUCGGCGCCGUCUCCGUCCCCGUCGCCGACCUCUACGCCGCCGGCGCCGGCGACCUCGGCCGCGCCAGCUACCAGGUGACCUCCCCCGACGGUAAACCCAACGGCGUCCUCUCCUUCUCCUACAUCAUGAACACCCCCUCCCCCGCCUCCUCCGCCGCGGCCAAGGUGGCGGCGCCGCCUCCUCCUCCGCCUCCGUCGCCGCCGCCGCCGAAGGUUAGUCUGUAUCCGUCAUUGUUGGAUCUGAUUCCCGAUCCGCCGCCGCCGCCGCCGACGACGGAGGCGGAGCCGCAUAGGGUUUGUUACCCGGCGAUAGAUCCGGCGCCGCCGAUGGACACGGUGGUGGCUUACCCCGCUCCGGCGCAGUUUAGCGGGUGGUGCUAUCCUGCGCCGCCGCCGCAGUGUGGCUACUGCGGCUAUUUUGCGCCGCCGGGGAGUUGCGGGUGCCCGGCGCGGAGAUGAGCUUCCAGAAGCUUCUUCUCUCUGAAGUGUUGUACAAUUGGGGGAAUUGGGUCCACGUGGCUAGCUUUGAUUGGGUAGCUAUUUAUCUGUGGCAUAUACUAACAAUAUUUUUUUUAUAUAAAAAGCUGUAAAGUUUUAAUUGUUAACAAGAAAGCUAAUGGUGAAAGAACCAAUUGAAAAGUUAAUAAUGUUCCAUCAGUAAUCAUUCGAGAAAAUCAGCCAUUGACGUCAGUGUUAUAUUAUUUACUUAUCACUGCUUAGCGCAGUUGGUUGAUAUUUUUAUGUCAGGAUGUGUGUGUAUUGAAGUCGAAAGGCAUUGGUAAAAAAAAGAGAAAAAUGUAUUGUUAUUACUGGAACUAUUUAUUGGCUAAAUUUAUUCUACAAAUAGUAAAACCAGUUUUGUUAAUAACACCAUCUUCUAUGAUUAAGUGCAUGAUAAAUAUUUCUUAUGAUUUAAGCGUGACAAUGUAAUUUGGCUCUAGCCCAAGUAAUAUUUAUACAAUUAGAUGCUCAUCACUGGUGGUCUUGAACAAGUGGAAUUAAACUUUUUUAAGUGCAAAUUCACAAAGCAAUUGAACAAGUCAAAGGAUUAUAAGAUGCUUCUAAAGGAUUAUAUGGGCUUUUUAAUUAUG
Messenger RNA from Ananas comosus (pineapple), 1351 nucleotides. Its product is annotated as formin-like protein 3. The record is from RefSeq and is a predicted model, not a curated record. NCBI's taxonomy places the organism in Eukaryota, Viridiplantae, Streptophyta, Magnoliopsida, Poales, Bromeliaceae.